Molecule: messenger RNA, 1554 nt
Organism: Lizanozyma spartinae
Lineage: Eukaryota; Fungi; Ascomycota; Pichiomycetes; Serinales; Debaryomycetaceae
Gene: HGT10
Product: glucose-inactivated glycerol proton symporter
Exons: 1
Coding region: 1-1554 (517 amino acids)
Biological process (GO): carbohydrate transport; transmembrane transport
Cellular component (GO): membrane
Molecular function (GO): carbohydrate:proton symporter activity
Source: RefSeq, a predicted model, not a curated record
AUGGGGUUCUCCCUCUUUGGUUACGAUCAAGGUUUAAUGUCGGGUCUUAUUACUGGAACGCAGUUUAAUGAUGAAUUCCCAGCUACAAAGGGAAGCAGUCACCAUGCUACCGUGAUUCAAGGUGCAGUGACAUCUUGUUAUGAAUUGGGUUGUUUCUUUGGUGCUAUAUUUGUAUUACUUAGAGGUGACAAAUUGGGUAGAAAGCCUCUUGUUAUUAUUGGAUCUUUAAUUAUUAUAUUGGGAACUGUGAUUUCCGUGGCAUCUUUUAGAGAACACUGGGGUUUGGGGCAAUUUGUUAUUGGUAGAGUUAUUACCGGUAUUGGUAAUGGGAUGAAUACUGCCACUAUUCCUGUUUGGCAAUCGGAGAUGUCCAAGGCUGAAAACAGAGGAAGAUUGGUUAAUUUGGAAGGGUCUGUUGUUGCAGUUGGAACUUUUGUUGCCUACUGGCUUGAUUUUGGUUUAUCAUAUGUUGAUUCUUCUGUUCAAUGGAGAUUCCCUGUUGCCUUUCAAAUCUUCUUUGCCAUGAUUGUGUUUGGUUGUAUGACGCAAUUACCCGAAUCACCCAGAUGGUUGAUUGCCAACCACAGAAAGGAAGACGCUAAAUUGGUUUUAAGUGCCUUGAAGGGUGUUGAUGUGAAUGAUCAUGAGAUUGAAUCCGAAGUUUUGGUUAUUUCUGAUGCUGUUCAUCUGUACCAAAAGCAGCAAGUUAGUGUCAGAGAAAUGUUCACUGGAGGUAAGUCUCAACACUUUGGCAGAAUGGUUAUUGGUGCUUCUACUCAAUUUUUUCAACAAUUUACUGGUUGUAAUGCCGCUAUUUAUUAUUCUACUGUUUUAUUUGAAAAUACGAUUGGUUUGGAAAGACGUCUUGCUUUAAUUAUGGGAGGUGUGUUUGCUACAGUAUAUGCACUUUUCACCUUGCCUUCCUUCUUCCUUGUGGAUACUUUAGGUAGAAGAAAGCUUUUCUUAAUAGGUGCUUUUGGUCAAGCUAUCUCAUUUACGAUUACUUUUGCUUGUUUGGUUCAUAAGACUCCAGAAACUGCUAAAGGAGCAGCUGUGGGUAUCUUUUUGUUUAUUUCUUUCUUUGCCUUCACAAUCCUUCCCUUGCCUUGGGUCUACCCUCCUGAAAUCAAUCCUUUGAGAACAAGAACAGUUGCAACUGGUGUAUCUACUUGUACCAACUGGCUUUGUAACUUUGCCGUGGUUAUGUUCACACCUAUCUUUAUUUCGUCAUCAGAUUGGGGAUGUUAUCUCUUUUUCGCAGCCAUGAACUACAUGUGGUUACCGGUGAUUUUCUUCUUCUAUCCUGAAACUGCUGGUAGAACUUUGGAAGAAGUUGAUGUUAUCUUUGCCAAGGCUUAUGUCGAUGGUGUACAACCUUGGAGAGUUGCUAAGAACAUGCCCAAAUUGUCUAACGAUGAAGUUGAAGACUAUGCUAUCCAAUUGGGCUUUUAUGAUGAAGAUGACAAUGAUAAGGGGAACAUGUUGGUUGAUGAUAAACCAGAAGCUUUAGAAAACAGUAGUUCUAAUUCCGGAAGUAAGAAGGAAUCCGUUUGA